This is a messenger RNA of Cyprinodon variegatus (sheepshead minnow), 1276 nucleotides long. Its product is annotated as adhesion G-protein coupled receptor G4-like. NCBI's taxonomy places the organism in Eukaryota, Metazoa, Chordata, Actinopteri, Cyprinodontiformes, Cyprinodontidae. The coding region runs from base 29 to 1276 and encodes 415 amino acids. The transcript is spliced from 11 exons. The record is from RefSeq and is a predicted model, not a curated record.
UUCCUGGUAAGCUGUAGAGAGGCUACAGAUGCUUUUAAGAAGCAUCAGAAGGAUGUGUGACCCUCUUUUAGAGAGAAAGUGGAGAUGGAGACUCUAUUUCCUUCAAGUCAUCUGGUUAUUCCUGGCAGCAGAAACUUCUCCAACAGUGUCCGGAUAUUUCCUGGGAGACAUUAAAGCAGUAUUAAAUGGCUGUGAAGACCAUUGGACCCUUCAGGGUCGGACCUCAAUUCCACAGCUUUCCCAGAUGACUGUAUGUGUUAAUAUUCAAGUGGUUGUCCCUGGACACUGGGUGGCCUUCUCUUACAGCUCAGUCCGGACACCCAAUCCUAAUUUAGGUCUGGAGGGAGAUGACAAAGCGCUUUAUGUGUGGCUACUGCAAGUCCGGCACCAGUUUCCUUUCAAGAUUUCUCCAAUGCAAUGGUACAAGGUGUGUCUAAGGAGGGACGUACAGAGAAAUACCUUCAGCGUUGAGGUUGAUUACAAAAUAGUAGCGGAGAGGACGGUCAUUGCUCAGGCCAUCCCCCCAUCUGGUUCCCUGUGGCUGGGCUGCCAUCAGAGACGGCGAACGCCAGAAGUCGCAAUGGGAAAAGUUGAGCUCUACCUUUUUCGUAUGUGGGCAGACCUGGGUGAACACAGGUCCUGUGAAGAUGGCACUGUAAUCGGCUGGAAUGCAAACCACUGGGAAGUGACCAGUCCCAAAGCGAAAGAAACUGACUCUUCUCUUUCAUGUGCACUCAAAGGUGGACUUGGAAAUGUAACCGGAUCUUCUCCAGGAACUCCCCAAGUUAUUUGUGAUAUCAGUCAAUUAUGUUCCAACAACAGCGCUUACUACUGGAUGUCCAUAAGUGUGGAAAAUGAAACAGAAUUUGCCCUUAACUUGGUGUCAAAAGUAUUUUCUUGCAACAGGACCAGCGGUGAGACAUCGACGAGCAAUUCAAACUGUAUUAACUUAUUCAAUGAUUUUCCGGAACUUGAGUUGUUGCAGGUUGAGGAAGUUUCAUGCAGGGAAAACACUACAUCCAAUAAAAGACAAACCGUAUGCAGUGUGGUUCUGUUCCUCAAACAUGCAAUUUCAGCAUGUGAUCUGCAACAGUAUGGAGAAAAGGCCCUGAAAAGUGGAUCCGUACAAGCACUCAUCACAGGGAAUGUUGAGAGAGUUGGCCGGAAUCUCUGUAAGGAUGGGUUGCCCCCUAGUGAUGGUUUUGUGAAAUGCAUGUCCAAUUCUUCCCUGGAUGAAAUCUGUCAGUCAGAGGAAAGAACCAAAGUCAAAUGGUGA